Neopsephotus bourkii (Bourke's parrot) is the source of this 1043-nucleotide messenger RNA. It is a transcript of the gene RAB24, whose product is annotated as RAB24, member RAS oncogene family. NCBI's taxonomy places the organism in Eukaryota, Metazoa, Chordata, Aves, Psittaciformes, Psittacidae. The coding region runs from base 77 to 688 and encodes 203 amino acids. Gene Ontology annotation, molecular function: GTP binding; GTPase activity. The record is from RefSeq and is a predicted model, not a curated record. The transcript has 8 exons.
CCCACUUCCAGCUCGGCCCCGCCGCUUCCGCCGUGCCCCGGUGCCGGCCCCGCCCCGCGGCGGCGGCGGCGCGAGGAUGAGCGGGCGGCGGGUGGACGCGAAGGUGGUGCUGCUGGGGCAGGAGGGCGUGGGCAAGAGCAGCCUGGUGGAGCGCUGCGCGCACCGCCGCUUCCGGCCCGGGCCCUACCAGAACACGAUCGGGGCCGCCUUCGUGGCCAAGGUGAUGUCUGUGGGGGACCAGACAGUGACCCUGGGGAUCUGGGACACGGCCGGCUCGGAGCGGUACGAGGCCAUGAGCCGCAUCUACUACCGCGGGGCGCGGGCUGCCAUCGUCUGCUAUGAUCUCACCGACAGCGGCAGCUUCCAGCGCGCCAAGUUCUGGGUGAACGAGCUGCAGAACUGCGAGGAGGGCUGCCGGAUCUACCUGUGCGGUACCAAGAGCGACCUGCUGGAGGAGGACAGGAGGAAGCGGGGCGUCGACUUCCACGAUGUGCAGGACUACGCUGACGAGAUCAAGGCUGAGCUUUUCGAGACCUCCAGCAAGACAGGACAGAGUGUGGAUGAGCUGUUCCAGAAGGUGGCUGAGGACUACAUCCACUUCACCGCCUUUCAGGUGAUGACAGAGGACAAGGGGGUCGACCUGGGCCAGAGGAGCGGUUCCUACUUCUACAGCUGCUGCCACCACUGACACCUCCUGUCGGAAGGGAACCACUGCUGCCGCCCGGUGUGCGCUGGCUGGGCUCCGGUUUUUUACCUGCUGUGUUUUAGCUCUAUGGGCCCCUCUGCAACGUGGCAGCAGCCACAUGGACUGCUCUGAGCAGCGGAGGCUGUGCUGUGGUGCUGGGACCUGCAGCCGGCAUCCCUGGGGACCCUCUCCCUGCCACCUGGAACUGCAGGAGCCGCUUCCUCGAGUCACUGCUGGGGCCUGGCUGUGGCUGUUAACUUAUUCUCUUGGAGAUGCUGCCUGAUUCUUUGCAGAUUUAUUUAAGCGUCUUCUCUCGAGAUGUACGAUGUAAAUAAACGCAUUGUGGUCUGAGCCAGUG